UGUAACAGUUGGCAARAAUACCUAACUGCGUCUUYUGGCAGUCCAAWGGAACCCGACACGAUGGGGCCACAACCGACCACGGGCGAAGCGGGAGAGGAGUACAGGACAUCGCCCGAUCGAGCUCUGAGGGAUCUGAAGGAACGAAUUAGGCAAGAAGCACCGCUGAGAUGGACUGACCAAACCAAUGACGGAGGGUCCAACGUAAGGGGCGAACCAAUUGCGAUAGAGCCGCAGGAGGCUCUAAAGACGGGUACCUCGAGCGAACGACGAGAAGCGACGAGGCGACGCUCCCCCGAGUAUGAGCGGAGGGACACCAUAGCAGACAGGCACAGAGACGAUUGGAGAGAGAGUUUGAGGGAUUCCUAUUGGAGGUACAGAGAUAGAGACAGGGCGCCGCCCAGGCGAGUCUUCGACCCUCAGACAGGGGAGUCACAUCCGCUCCCUUACGAGGGCAAGGAUCGCUAUAUUAUUACGCACAAGRCCUCAGAGCCUCCUACCUUCAGGGGCUGUGGUAUCACAGAAUAUCUGGAGAAGUGGGAGCUUCACGCCAGCCGGAGUCAGUGGUCGGAGGAAGAGAUUAUAGAGAGCUUCCUAUUUAAUGUGGACCCAAGUCUCGGUAGGGAAGUUAAGGAAGUUCGACCGAAGGAUGGAAAAUGGACUACGUACAAGAAGAACCUCGUUGAGCUUUACAAAUUGGAGGAUAAYAAGUAUUCCAUCAAGGACCUUGAAACAAUGACUCAAGAUGAAGAUGAGAGCGUACGGGCAUUUGGAAUGCAUUUCCAGAAGAUCUCUGAUGUGCUGAUGAAGAAGGGGAAAAACUCAGAUGUCGAGCGCUGUAUUAUCUUCAUCGGACACUUGUCCAAAGGUAGGCAAAAGAGUAUACUUAGAGAUCUUCCGCGCGACAGGCUUGAUUUCUCAGAAGUCCUAAAGCUCGCGAUAAAGGCAGAGGCAGACGAUUACAAGGACUUGGUGUGGAGCGGGAUGAGGAGACGUGACUUCUCUCUCUACAAGGAGUAUGUCAGUAAUAGAUGUCCUGAUUUCAAGGACUAUCCCUGGUCGGAGAAGAAUGAGGCCGUGGCUGAGGAAGUGAAGGAGAUACGGGACAUGGUGAAGGGAUUGACGAGACAGGUUACAGAGAUUGUGACCACUACAGGGGCCACGGCCUACCGGGACAAACCUGGAGGGCCCUAUUCACUUCGCUGGGACCGUAGGAACAACGAUUCCUGGAGGAGUGUCGAGGAUAGAAAUCCUCGGACGCUGACUGAUUAUCACCGAGACCGCAGAGAUCACGAGCCGUUUGUGCGAGCAAGGAGGCUAGAUGAUUACCCGCGAAACUCUCGCUAUGAGGCCGAUCGGGGUAGAGGCGACUCCCACGACCGAUGGGAGACAUAUCAGGGCCGACGAGAUGGAUAUAGGGACGACAAAUAUGAAAGAUCGGACCGAGAUGGAUAUAGGGAUGACAUGUAUGAGAGAUCGGACCGAGACGGAUAUAGGGACGACAGAUACGAGAGGUCGGGUCGAGAUGGCUACAGAGGUGGUAGGUAUGAAAGAGGAGAUCGAGACUGGGAACGACGAGAUGGGUCGCGGGGACGGUUUGAGCGCGGGGGAGAUGCGAGAGAGCAGCGCGACGAUUCGCGGGGGUGGUACAACCGAGGGGACCGACGAGAUGAGUCACGAGCGAGAUAUGACUCCGGGAACCGCUGGAAUGAUUCGCGAGGGUGGUAUGAGCAAGGAGGGUCUGGAGGAGACCGCCGCAACGAUUCGCGUGGUCGAAAUGAGAGAGGGGGAUAUGACGUCUCAUCAGAACCAUAUCCCAAGUCGCCUGACCACAAGGCAGCUAGGAGUUCGAUCUCUAGAAGCGCAGACGACAGGCCAUCUACUCCCAGGAACUCAUGCGUCUACUGUACAGGAGAAGAUCAUAUCAAGAGGGAUUGCCCGGACCUCAAACGGGCAAUAGAUGAGGGACUUGUCGUGCUUGACGACCGCAAGUACGUCAAGUGGGCAGAUGGUCUGGGAGAUGUAUCGAUGUUCCCUUCAAUGAAGGAGAAUGUCGAAGCAAGGAGAGUAAAGCCGAGUAAAGAAAAGGAGCCGGUCAGGAGCCAGAGCAUCAAGAUAACCUUUGAGGGGGAUAUGGCGACCACACCUAUAAGGGUGGCAGCCACCAAGUUGGCGAGAGGGUCUACAUCGAAGAAGACUGACACGGAUUACGUGAUGACAGAGAAGGACGGGCAGCGGGUCGAUGGAGAGGAGGUUAUCCUUUCGCCGCGAAAGCGGGGAGUGAAGAAGUUCUUAAUGAAGAGUUCGCUGGACGAGAUUGACACGGUCGAGCCACUGAGGCGGGCCCUUCGGCAACCCAUGCAGUGCUCUAUUCUGGAGUACCUGGCGGCAUCGAAGCCGUCUCGUGAUGAGUUACAGAUGAUCACGCGGAAGACUCGCAUACCUCUAUCGGAGGAGGGUCAGGGGRMCCCUAAGGCGGAAGCUUCUACAGUAGCAGUAACGGGGGUGACUGCCAGAGCGGAUCGCAUGGCAACAGUCCUUCUCGAUGGAAUGGAAGGUGUGCCUCCAGACAAGUUUUAUAUACUUGGUAGCGGGGUCGUGGAAACGAUUAUAAACGAUGGAGCGGUACUCGAUGCUGUGAUCGAUAACGACAGUGAGGCUGUCAUCAUAGACGAGGACCUGGCAGUACUGGUUGGACUAGGCCUCGAUAGGUCAUACCUAUUCGAGAUAGAGACGGCUGAUGGGAGAAAGCAACAGAUCACUGGGGGUUGUCACAAGGCAGCCAUAGAGGUCCAAGGGGUACGAGUGACCCUGCUUGUCUUUGCAGUCAAGAACUGCAGCUUCGACCUGCUCUUGGGUCGAACGUGGCUGAGCCACGUGCAUGCGGUGACGAUAGAGCGACCUGAUGGGAGCCAAACAUUGUCCAUUAGGAAGCCAGACGGGACGUGGGUAAUGAUUGAGACGGUGGAGCCUCGGGACCCGAGGAACAGAGCAGCUCUCGCUGUGGGUGCGAGACCCAGUGAUCAGAUUAAGUCGUUACCUAUCUCCGGUCGGAUCGUGGAGGUGGAAGAUUUAGGGAGUCGGCUAAUAGUGGAUGGCAACUCGUACCUAACGGAAAAAGAUGAGGAAUUUAGCGGUGUGGUAUCCGUGUCUUUUUUAAGGGCACGGCCCCCUAUGGCGGGCUACCCAAGCGACACAAGCGAGUAGCUCAAAAAGUUAAGCCAGCGGCGGUGGGCCGCGAGCGAUCUGCACUGGAAGGGAUAUCGAAAAAAGAGAUCGCGAAAGAAAUCAAAGAAAGAAAGAAAAACGAGCCGCAACGCCUAACGGAAGA
Molecule: messenger RNA, 3328 nt
Organism: Chara braunii
Lineage: Eukaryota; Viridiplantae; Streptophyta; Charophyceae; Charales; Characeae
Source: the annotation of a GenBank genome assembly